AUGCUGCGCAACGCACUCUCAUGCUUUCUGGAACAGCUUGAGCUGGCGCGCUUAACGGAAACAUUGCCUUCCAACAUCGACUACGCGGAGCUGGUGGCGAUGGUUCAGCAGAGGCUGCAGGGCGCCCCUGGGAAGACGUUGGGUGUGUUUGAGCACCUCCGGGCGAAGGAGAUUCGUCUUCCGGAGCCCGACAAUCCAGACUAUGCCGUCGCGUCCAUGUCGGCGCCCCUCACCGUGUUCCUCUUCGACAUUGAAGGCACGACCACCCCACUUCCUUUUGUGCAGAAAGUCCUGAUGCCCCUUGCAGAAUCCCGCGUUGAGGCCUACAUGGCGGCGCACUUCCCUGCCGAUCAGGCGUUUGUGGACCUGCUCACUGCCGCUGCCGAGCGGCCGUCUUCCCCACUGGCAAAAGCGCAGACGGCCUACUCGAAGGCAUUCACGGACGCACUGGCGACGAGUGGGGCGCGCGACUGGAAAGAUGAAGCGGCGAACGAAGUGACGCGUAGUGACUUCUGCGCGUUUUUUCACCACCAGAUCAAGAGAGGCGCCGAUCACGCCGCGGUGAAGGUGGUCCAGGCGGCCAUCUGGGCAGAGGUGUUUGCAGAGGGCAAGCUGCAGUCGCCGGUGUUUCCUGAUGUGAAUACGUUUUUUCGCUUCGUCGGCGGCCCGGCCAUGGCUGAGAGGACGCGCAUCGCACUCUACAGCUCGGGCAGCGUCGCCGCCCAGAAGCUCGUCAUGGGCCAUACGUCAUAUGGCGAUUUAAAUCCGUUCAUUACGGCGUAUUUCGACCCCUUGCUUGUCGGCACGAAGCUGAUGCCGAAGAGCUACAUGAAAAUCCGCACCCUUCUUGUGGAGCAGCUAGAUAUACCGCCGGAGAGCAUGCACAUCGUCUUCGUGACGGACAACACCAGUGAGGCCUCCGCGGCCGAGACGUCUGGGGCGGUGGAAAGCGCCAUCCUGUGCGUGCGCCCGCUGAACGACUGGAUCACGUUUGACACCAUGCUGUCGAUUAACGUGCCGUACAUUAUGUCCUUUACGCAGCUCAUGCAGCGCAACUGUGUGGUGGACAUGGCGAAGCUAGUCAGCGACACGAAGGAGUGCAUAAAGCAGCACAACAUAUCCUGA
Messenger RNA from Leishmania major strain Friedlin, 1125 nucleotides. RefSeq lists its product as hypothetical. Gene Ontology annotation, molecular function: acireductone synthase activity; magnesium ion binding. Bases 1 to 1125 code for a protein of 374 amino acids. The transcript has a single exon. NCBI's taxonomy places the organism in Eukaryota, Euglenozoa, Kinetoplastea, Trypanosomatida, Trypanosomatidae. The record is from RefSeq and is a predicted model, not a curated record.